GGUGAGACUCCCCCCCCCCCGGCCACGCGCGCUCUCCCGCCACGCCGGCCUCGCUCGCCGCACUCGCGACUUUCGCAGCGCAACUCGCGACUUUCGCAGCGAAACUUACAACACACUCGUCUUCGUCUUCAUUCAACAACGCGAGCAGGACGCGACUCAGCCAUCAUGCCGAAGGUUAAGUCCAAGAACAUGGGCCUGGAGACGGUGAAGUUGGAUCCCGCGGGGUCAGUGCGGCUCCUGGAAGAGAAGGUCCGGCAGAAGCACAGGAGCCGGCUCGUGCUGGGCCAGCGGGAGGAGGAAGAGCGCCGGCUGGAGCAUCUGGUGCUGGGAGGGCAGGACGAUUUCAUACACAAGCUGGCGUCCACGCAGCCUCUCAAGCUCUCAACCGCUGCAUCAGACUCCAGCGAUGACGAAGAGGUGGCUGAUGAGAAGCAUCAGGUGGAGAAGCAGCCUGUCUGGGAGGACGAGGACGACGCUGACAACGCCAAUGAGUUGGUGGACAUGAAGCACCAGUACCGCAGGGAGUUUGUGCGCCACGUGGACGAGAAGACGCUGCCCAGGGCCAAGCUGCAGCAGCGACUCAAAUCCGAGUUCGAGAAGGCUAUGGGCGGCGUUCCCGAUUGGGCUGACCUGUCCCGCGUCAAGAAGAAACGCCAGGCGAAGCACGACAGCGGCGAUGAGCAAGAAGAAGAUGACGGUGAGGACGACCUUCUCACCAGGACCGGGAACUACCUCGCAUCCUCGGAGAGCCUCCCCAAGGGCAUUCUACGGAUGAAGAACUGCAUCGCAGCAAACCAGCAGCGCACGUCGGAUGGUCGCCUCACCUCCGUGCAGUUCCACCCCAGUGCGGCCGUGAUCCUCACCGCCGGACUGGACAGGUCGCUCUCCCUCUUCCAGGUGGAUGGUCAUACCAACCCGAAAAUCCAGAGUGUGUUCCUGGACCGGUUCCCGGUGUACCGCGCGAGGUUCUCCGCCGACGGGGAGAAGGUGAUCGCGACCGGAAUCCGCAGCAAGCCCUUCUACGUGUACGACAUGAUCGCCGGCAAGAUCACGCCCAUCCUCGCCAUCCGCGGCUUGGAGGAGAAAUGCAUAAAGCGUUUUGAACUCUCUCCCGACGGACGGUUCAUGAUGGUGUUGGGGACAUCGGGAGUUCAGCACCUAAUCAGUCUGAAGGCCAACGAGCUGGUGGGAAGCAUGAAGGUGAACGGGCAGGCCAACGCCGCCACCUUUUCCGCCGACGGAAAGAACGUUUACACCACAACAGACGAGGGCCAGGUGUACGUGUGGGACGUGGACAGUAGGCGUUGCGUCAACCGCUUCACGGACGACGGCUGCGUCAACGGCUCGAGCAUCGCCGCCUCUCCCGACGGCCGCUACCUCGCCUGCGGGUCCGUGAGCGGCGUGGUGAACCUGUACACGUGCGACGAGUGCCACUCCAAGCCCAACCCCGCACCCCUCAAGGCCCUCAUGAACCUUGUCACCCCGGCAACGAGCCUGGCCUUCAACUCCACCUCCGAGAUCCUCGCCAUGGCGUCCAAUGCGGCCAACGAGGCUGCGAGACUGGUCCACGUCCCGUCCCAGUCGGUGUUCUCCAACUUCCCCGUAUUUCGCCGCAAGACGAUUUACCUUGCGCAGACGAUGGCCUUCUCGCCACACAGCGGCUUCCUCUCGAUCGCAAAUAACAAGGGCUUGGCGCUGCUGUACAGGUUAAAACAUUAUUCAGACUUCUAAGAAGACCUGCUGCACGUCCAGAUGAACGAAGACUGAAAGAUGGGGGGACGUUUUAUGCGCUCACGGGAGUCUUGUAUAAAAAGGACCUCAAUAAACCUGUUUGCAGAAGCUUGAUGUUUGUGAAUUGUUAAAGACUCAUAUUUUUUUAAUUCCUUUUCAAACGUUUUUAUAUUGUACAUACAGUGCAACAUCAAAUCUACUUUACAGUUGUAACCCAACCUUGCACUAAAACGAAAACCUAUUUGUCUGUAAUGCGUACAUCCUGAAUGUAUGAAACCCGCAUCCGUGAUUGAUGGUGCAUGCCCAUAAUAUUGUUCAGGCAGGUAGCUCUGCCACUUGUAAUGUGUUCUCUCCUUGUCUGAAGCGUGCGCCCAGCUUUGGUUGCCCUAAUAAAGAUUGCGCGAGAUUGCUUCCACGCGAUCCUCAAGAGUUUUCAAUAAUGUUGUAUUAUGUACCGAGCGUGCCAUUCAUCAAAUCAGACAGGCCCGGGGCGAUGAGAGAGAGGGCGAGGCGGGAGUUCUAUUGCUCUCUCGCCAGGUACCCCCCACCCACCCCACUGUUCAGCAGCCUCGGUGUGCACCCAGGAGCAAGUUUUAUUUAAAAUCUUCCCAUGUAUUUUGCAAAACACAAUUGUGAGCGUCGUUGUGUAGAAUUUAACAAAAAAUACGCAUAUCUGCCCCUCUACGUAAAAUGUUAGUUUUUGCAAAUCCCAUCGGCCAUGGUGUGGGAGUACAUGAUUUCAAGUUUGCUUGUGUUGAAUUAAUGCUGCUGAAAUUGUACACUCCCAGAACGUUGUCAGAUUGGAUGUGUAAACACGAAUAUUUUGUGGAGGGACCUAUGUGUGAAGGAUGGGAAUGGCUGUACUGUCGAAUGCAUC
Lethenteron reissneri (Far Eastern brook lamprey) is the source of this 2608-nucleotide messenger RNA. It is a transcript of the gene UTP18, whose product is annotated as UTP18 small subunit processome component. Lineage: Eukaryota; Metazoa; Chordata; Hyperoartia; Petromyzontiformes; Petromyzontidae. Gene Ontology annotation, biological process: rRNA processing. The record is from RefSeq and is a predicted model, not a curated record. Gene Ontology annotation, molecular function: protein binding. Gene Ontology annotation, cellular component: small-subunit processome; Pwp2p-containing subcomplex of 90S preribosome.